AUGGACGACUUCCAGGCUGCCACAGAUCGCUUCUUGGCUUGGUUCAAAUCCGUCGGUGGCGAAUUCCGGGAUGACCUAAUCGAAAUUAAGGAUCUGAGAUCUCGAGACGCCGGCAGAGGCAUUAUUGCCAUAAAAGACAUCCCAGAAGAGACCACUCUUUUCAUAAUACCUAGAGAUGCCAUUAUCAAUGUACAAACCUCGGCGCUGCCCAGGCUGCUGCCCAGGCCUUUCGAUAGGUCCAGGGACGAGGCUGACGAGUACGACGAGCCCUUAGACCCGUGGAGUUCAUUGAUCCUAGUCAUGAUGUAUGAGUUUCUUCAAGGCCAGGCAUCUCGCUGGAAACCAUACCUAGACGUGCUGCCGGAAACGUUUGACACGCCAAUCUUCUGGACAGAAUCUGAAUUAAGAGAGCUUGAGGGUACUUGCCUGACGCCAGAAAAGAUUGGAAAACAAGAGAGCGAUGACAUGAUUCGCUUACGCAUCCUCCCCUUGAUCCUACAAAAUCCUUCUAUGUUCUACGCUAGAGGCGCUCGGCACCUUCCUGAAGACGAAUUGCUUAGGCUAGCGCAUCGCAUGGGUAGCACUAUUAUGGCAUACGCAUUCGACCUUACUGACGAGCCUGAACAGUCCGAAGAUGAGGAGGAGGGCUGGGUCGAGGACAGAGAGGACCAGGUGAUGCUGGGAAUGGUACCCAUGGCAGACAUUCUGAACGCCAAUGCAGACUUCAAUGCCCACGUCAACCAUGGAGAGAACCUUGAAGUCAACUCGCUGCGCUCGAAUAUUGUAUCCGGAUCAGAGAUCCUGAAUUAUUAUGGCCCUUUGCCCUCUUCCGAGCUACUCAGACGCUAUGGAUAUGUUACACCUGAGCACCGCUGCUACGAUGUCGCCGAAAUCGCCUGGAGCCUUGUUCGAUCGUCACUAUGUAGUCACCUCGGACUGGCAGACAACGAAAUGGACGAAAUAGAAGCCAAAUUCGAUGAAGAUGUGUUAGAAGACUACUUCCUCAUCGAACGUGACUCCGGGGAACCUUCAUCAGAGGGGCGCCUUACCUAUCCUGCUGAACUUCUGGAAAUCUCGCCAGUGCUUGAGGAUCAAAUGACAGCUGUCCUGAAGGAGAUCAAGAAACUAAGACCCGGGUUUAUUCCCGACAAACGAAAGCGCGAUGAAGUCUAUGAUACUAUCAUUACUACUGCGCUAAAAGCUAAGUUCGGUCAGUACCCCACAACACUGGAGGAAGAUGAAGCGCUGCUGCAACAGGGGGACUUGUCUAAAAGACAUCGUAUGGCAGUUUCCGUAAGACUGGGGGAGAAACACCUGCUCCGAGAGGGCCUUGCCUUGAGGUCGAAGGGUGCUGGAGCACCGCCUGAUCCCGAUGAUCCCAAUGAAGAGAGCGUCAUGAAGAGAGCGAAGCACUAA
Cucurbitaria berberidis CBS 394.84 is the source of this 1416-nucleotide messenger RNA. Its product is annotated as SET domain-containing protein RMS1. The record is from RefSeq and is a predicted model, not a curated record. Gene Ontology annotation, cellular component: nucleus. NCBI's taxonomy places the organism in Eukaryota, Fungi, Ascomycota, Dothideomycetes, Pleosporales, Cucurbitariaceae. Bases 1 to 1416 code for a protein of 471 amino acids. The transcript is spliced from 4 exons. Gene Ontology annotation, biological process: peptidyl-lysine monomethylation. Gene Ontology annotation, molecular function: protein-lysine N-methyltransferase activity; protein binding.